This is a messenger RNA of Symbiodinium sp. CCMP2456, 984 nucleotides long. NCBI's taxonomy places the organism in Eukaryota, Dinophyceae, Suessiales, Symbiodiniaceae. The record is from the annotation of a GenBank genome assembly.
AUGGUGAAGCAGGUCACUCCUGCGCGAAGAGUUAUCACCAAGACUCUCCCAGCGCCUCGGGGCAAGGGGGCGGGCCGUGGGGCAUGGGUUUUCAUCCCCGAGAAUGCCAACCUGGCCGAUGUGCUGGCUUCCUCGGGCUUGGGCAGGCGGCAGCAAGGCUGGCAGAGUCAGAAGGGACAGAGCUGGCAGGGACAGCCUGGACAGCUCAAGAAGCCCUUGUCCAAGUUUGCGCAGAAGCUACGGGGGACUGACCCUUCGCUAAAGGUUUGGGUUGGAGGUCUUGCAGAGGGCACGACCUGGAAAGACGUCGAAAAGCACUUCGCAACCGUUUCAAAGCCUACUUGCACAGAUAUCAUGAAGGGUGGCACAGCAGUUGUGGCCUACGGGAGCGUCGAGGACGUCGAGACGGCCGUAGCUUCCUUGAACGGCUCAGAGCUGAAGGGCGGAGUCCUGGAGGUUGAUGUCUGGGUCCAGAAGCCCAAGACCGAGAGGGCCGAGAAGGAGAAGGCUAAGGCUUGGAAGGAUCCCAACGUUCCUAAGGAAGCGUGGAAGCAGCCUGCGGGGAAGCUCGUGAAAAAGUUGCCCCUACCCAAGCAGCGCGCGGCAGGAAAGGGCAAGGUUGCGAAGGGCACGGGCAAGGGCUCCGCUAAGGGCAAGGCUGGCAAGGGAGAUGACAAGAUGAAGGAGAAGCUGGCGGCUUUCUCCGCGACACAGAAAGUCUGGAUCGGAGGCUUGGCAGAGGGCACCGCAUGGAAAGAGCUGGAGGCCCACGUGGCGGUCAUCGCCAAGCCGAAGCUCACACAUAUUCACCGAUCCACGGGGAUCCUCGCGUUUGAACAGGAGGGCGACGUUCUCACUGUCAUUUCUUCACUAGACGGCAGCGAGCUGAAAGGCAACACGCUCCAGUUCGAUCACUGGACCAUGCCUGAGCGAAAGGGCAAGAAAGCCGAGGUCAAAACUGAAGAACAAGAAGAGCUGGAGUGA